Molecule: messenger RNA, 934 nt
Organism: Amphimedon queenslandica
Lineage: Eukaryota; Metazoa; Porifera; Demospongiae; Haplosclerida; Niphatidae
Product: exportin-T-like
Exons: 9
Coding region: 47-685 (212 amino acids)
Biological process (GO): tRNA re-export from nucleus
Cellular component (GO): nuclear pore; cytoplasm; nuclear matrix
Molecular function (GO): small GTPase binding; tRNA binding
Source: RefSeq, a predicted model, not a curated record
AUUCAUACCACUCAUCAAUCAACUCAUCACCAAGUAUAAGACUAGGAUGUCGCCUUUCCUGAGUCAAGUAUUCACGCCAAUUGUAGAGAGGAUCAUAUCCUGUAUUAACAGACCAAUGGAGCCUGAUGAUAAUGAAGAGUACAGGGAUAAGUUAAACCUUCACAAGUCCUAUUAUCUUUUUAUUAAUUCAAUCUGCAUCAAUGGAGUCACUGAAGUGAUUGCCUCUCAAAAUAUGGAGCAAGUUAAUAGUGUCCUUGGUUCUAUAGUGGAAGGAGCUUCAACCUCACCCGACUCAUCAGUUAAGAGGAUCUGCUUUAUGAGUUUAAAGAAGCUAGUGGAAGGCUGGAUAGGUGGUCAGAAUGUUUUAUUGGAUUAUCCUUCAACCAGUGGAUUCAUUGAUUACGUGUAUAAAGAGAUACUACCAAUCUGCUUCGUUGUACCUCUUCAACCAACCUUUGAUCUAAAUGAAGGACAAGCUUAUUUAUGUUUGGGUGAGAUUGUAUCAUUGUUGAAGGAGCUAGUCACACAGAGGGGUGAGGAAUUUCUUCUGUAUCUCCAGUCACAAUAUCUUCCGUCUCUCAUGAUACCAACUGACAUUGGACAGGAAAUGUCAGUGAGACUUCAGGAGAAUGACAUGAAGUCAUUAAAGAUUUAUUUUAAAUUUCGAAUAUAUUCACUAUCGUAAUAGUAUAGAGGCUAUUGUGAUAUGAUAGUAGUAUUGAAGCUAUCGUGAUAGUAAACCACAUGUUGACAUAUAGGCAUGCUCAGUACUACAACCACAUGUAGCAGGAUAGCAGCUGAUAUCUAGACAUAGCAUCUGAAGGGAUGGACCUUCUUCCUCUAGAAGGAAGCAAAAGCGACAUUUGGAAGCAUCUUGGCUUUCCAGCAAGAGAUGGGAAGUUCCUACAGCCUGUAUAUACAUGUACUACUUCCU